UAGGAAUAGUGCGUGUGAGGCUGAUCUCCACCUGGAUGUGGGUGUCCAGAAGGCCUCCCUACUUGAGAUGUGUUUAUGCAUUUAUACAGAAGCAGCUAAAUAAUCCUAUUAGGAUUAAGAACAAGACCAUUUCCAAGAGCUGGAUUAUGCAGGAACCUUCUGUGUCAUGUUAAACUGUUGGUGUGUUGUUCCAGCGUUGCCAUAGGGUCUUAUUUAGGGUUAGGGUUUACCGACGAAUUAAAAAUUAAGACCAAAUUCUGUCGUGUGUUUUUUUUACUUAGUAUUUUUGAUCCAAGCCUAAUGUGAAAGUUAUAAAAAUAUGUUUUCUUUGUUUUCAUUUCAGAUUCAGCAAAUAAAAGAAUCAAAAUUUUUUUCUUGAUUUUGGGUGAAAAAUGGAAAGAUGUGAGCAUUCACUGAUUUAAGGUCCAAAAGGUCCGUCGGUAGAUUUUGUUUCAUGGGUUAGGGUUGGUUAGGGUUAACAACACCUUGGUGGGUUUGCUGCCCCCUGCUGGUUAUGUCUUGUUCAGAAACAGCAGUUAUAAAUAAAGUUUCAGCAGAUUGAAAUGGGUUUGUUAAUCUGUCAGAUUAGCUUUCUGUGGUUAAUCCAGUUUUAGUCAGCAUGUCGUACAGAAGGAACCGAGUUCUGCUGUCAGUGCUGUUGUGGGCGUCGCUGCUGUGGGCGUCGGCCUUCGUGGAAGAGCUUGAUGAUUCCUUCAUAGAAACAAAACAUCCUGAUGAGCUCUGGAUCAUCAAGUUCUACACUCCAUGGUGUACUUUCUGUAAACAACUGGAUCCUAUUUGGCAUCAGAUCGGAUCAGAACUCAGAAGUGUCGGAUCUGUAGUUCGUGUCGGCGAAUCAGACGCUACCAUCAGCACGGCUUUGGCUAAAGAGUUCAGAGUCAGAUCCUAUCCUGCCAUCCUGAUGUUGAAGAAUGAUGUGAAAUACAACUACGCUGGUCCAAGAACUAAAGAUGGAAUCCUGGACUUUACUGACCGAGUUUCAGGGCCUCCGGUCAGAUCUCUGGGCAGCACACAACUCUUCCAACAUGCCAUGAGGCGCCAUGAUGUCAUGUUUGUUUACGUAGGAGCUUCCUCAGAGCUGAAGGUGCGCACUCACACACACACUCACUCUAACACACACUCAGCUAAUCAGCUAAUCUGUUUCCAGGGAAACUACACAUCAGUAGCAGAGGAACUCAUUGUGCACACCUACUUCUUUUCUGCUAGUCGAGACGUCCUGCCAAAGGGUGUGGGUCUGACUUCUCUGCCAGCUGUGGUGGUUUUUAAAGAUGGGACGUCCUUCAGCUACAACGUGGAACAUGACAGUGACCUGAAGUCGUGGAUCCUCAGAGAACGCUUCCCGACCUUUCUCCAGAUUGACAGCUACACUUUGUAUGCCAUGGGGGAGUCAGGCAAACUUGUGUUAUUGGCUCUGGUGGAGGGUAGACACCUGAGUGAUGAAAGCCUCAGGUACAAAAAUCUGGUAGAGAAAGUGGCUUCCAACCACAAAGAGGCUUACAGCAGGAGCUUCUACUUCGGGUUCAUGGAGGGCAGCAGCUACAUCGAUGGACUCAUUAUGGGGGAGCUCACUGUGCCAUCGCUCAUCGUGGUUAAUCUGUCCAAUGAUGGUUACUUCCUGCCACUGGGCCCCGUGAAGACAGAGCGCCACCUGCUGGACUUCUUGAACGGUGUUCUGGAUGGUAGCGUGGAGAGUCUGGGAGGAAAUGGGUUCAUGCAGCGGGUUAAACGCUUUGUCUAUGAAACCAAAAUCACUCUGACGCCGUUGUUCAGAGAAGCUCCAGAACUUGGCUGCUUGUUGCUUAGCUUCCCGCUCAUCAUCGGGGCCAUCAUCUGUUGCCUCUGCAUGAAGAAUCGCCCCAACCUGACCCAAGAUCAGGACGGCACUACGCCACAGGAGCCGUCCCCCCCACGCCGCAACAAGCUGACACACAAAAAGCAGGAGUGACGAGUGCCAGACGAACUGCAAUGACCGAUUACUGAGACCAGAUCUGAGCUGGACCCAGAGUUGGAUCCAGAACAGCAUCAGGUCAGCUUCAGGUCUUGACCUGCAGCAAAGUGCUCUGAUAUGUAGAUGUGGUGAAUCAAGACAUUGUCCAUGAAUAAAGACUUUAGACGUCUCUUAA
Nothobranchius furzeri (turquoise killifish) is the source of this 2144-nucleotide messenger RNA. RefSeq names its product protein disulfide-isomerase tmx3a. Gene Ontology annotation, molecular function: protein disulfide isomerase activity. The record is from RefSeq and is a predicted model, not a curated record. Gene Ontology annotation, biological process: peptidyl-cysteine oxidation. NCBI's taxonomy places the organism in Eukaryota, Metazoa, Chordata, Actinopteri, Cyprinodontiformes, Nothobranchiidae. Gene Ontology annotation, cellular component: endoplasmic reticulum; cell surface.